AAAAAAUCGCCCACUCGAUUGGUUCCGCCCCCUAGAGGCCGAGAUGGGCCUCAGCCGUGGGGGGUUUGUGGGUUCGAAGGCUAAGCGGUCUGCGCCUUUAAGGGAUGAGGUUGGGACCCCUGUGGAGGAAGCGCAUUGGCUGGGAGGAGUUCCCGGAAGUGAUUCACGGAGGCCACGUGGGCGAGUCCACCGCAUAUGGCGGUGCUCUUGAGGAGGCUUUGGCAGCUGGGGAGGACCCCGGGAGUCUUGGGGCACUCCUUGAGACCGCGUGAGGCCAGCCUAGGCUCUGAUUCUGGGGCUGCAGUGCGGGUGCGGUUCGCCCCCAGCCCCACAGGCUUUUUGCACCUGGGUGGCCUCCGCACUGCCUUGUACAACUACAUCUUUGCCAAGAAGCUUGGAGGGAGUUUUAUCCUGCGGCUGGAGGACACAGACCAGUCCCGCCUUGUGCCUGGGGCAGCAGACAAUAUUGAGGACAUGCUGGAAUGGGCAGGUAUUCCCCCUGAUGAGAGCCCACGCCGGGGAGGCCCCACUGGGCCCUACCUGCAGUCCCAGAGGCUUGAGCUCUACACCCAGGCUGUAGAAGCUCUGCUGAAGACUGGGGCUGCUUACCCCUGCUUUUGCUCACCACAGCGGCUGGAGCUGCUGAAGAAGGAGGCCCUGAGGAGCCACCAGACACCCAGGUAUGACAAUCGGUGCCGGAACCUGAGCCAGGGGCAGGUAGCCCAGAAGUUGGCCAAGGACCCCAAGCCUGCUAUCCGCUUUCGCCUAGAGGACGAGGCACCGGCCUUCCAGGACUUGAUAUUUGGAUGGAAUCGGCAUGAAGUAGCCAGUGUGGAGGGGGAUCCAGUCAUCCUGAAGAGUGAUGGCUUCCCCACAUACCACCUGGCCUGUGUAGUGGAUGACCACCACAUGGGCAUUAGCCAUGUGCUGCGUGGCUCAGAGUGGCUGGUCUCAACCUCCAAGCACCUGCUUCUCUACCAGGCCCUAGGCUGGUCGCCGCCUCGCUUUGCCCACCUGCCUCUGCUCCUCAACAAGGAUGGCAGUAAACUGUCCAAGAGGCAAGGGGACAUUUUCCUGGAGUGUUUUGCUGCUGCCGGCUUCCUUCCAGAUGCCUUACUUGACAUCAUCACUAACUGUGGCUCAGGGUUUGCAGAGAACCGGACAGGCAGGACCUUGCCAGAGCUGAUAGCACAGUUUGACCUGACCCGGAUCACCUGCCACUCAGCCCUGCUAGACCUGGAGAAGCUCCCAGAAUUCAACAGGCUGCACCUUCGUCGGCUGGUGAGCAGUGAGACCCAGAGGCGCCAGCUGGUGGAAAAGCUGCAGGUUCUUGUGGAAGAGACAUUUGGGAGCCAGCUGCCAGACAGGACUGUCCUGGACACAGCCUACGUAGAAAGGAUCAUCCUACUGAGACAGGGUCACAUCUGCCGUUUGCAGGACCUGGUCUCCCCAACACACUCCUACUUGUGGACACGCCCUGCUGUGAGGCGAGCACAGCUAUAUGCCAUCUCAGAGAAGGUGGAUGUGAUUGCCAAGUAUGUGCUAGGGCUUUUAGAAAGACCUGAUAUGAGCUUAACUCAGGAGAUACUGAAUGCAGAACUGAAGAAGCUGUCAGAAGGUCUGGCUGGCACCAAACACAGUGAUGUGAUGAAACUCCUCCGAGUGGCCCUCAGUGGACAGCCGCAAGGACCGCCUGUAGCUGAGAUGAUGGUGUCUUUGGGACCAAAGGAAGUACGGGAACGAAUACAGAAGGUGCUUUCCAACUGACAGGAGAUGUACUGGAGCCUGGAGGUAGCCCUAGGAACCUGUUGUGUUUGGAAACUGCCUUUGGAGGGGAGGAGCGGGAGGCCUCGGGGCCCAUCAGAACCAAAAGUAGAAACAGAGUGUCUGGGUGCACACAAGCUCACUCACGGCUCCAAGCAGCUCUGUCCUUACCAGUCGGCUAAGGAAGCCCAGAUCCUUCUCAACUCCCUGAGUAUGGAGAAAAAGACCUCAUGUCUGGUUCUGAUACCCCAUUAUAUGGCAGAGAUUACAAGCUAGUUCAUAGAAUAGUCCAGAGGGUUCAUGUUUAGGCUGCCCAGGCUGCUGUAACAAAAUGCCGUAGACUUGGAGGACUUAACAGAAAAUUUUUUUCUCACCAUUCUAGACGCUGCAAUUUGAAGAACAAGGUGUUGGCAGGUUUCCUCUCUCCUUGGCUUGCUGAUGACUGCCUUGCUGCCUUACAUGGUCAUCUCUCUGAGUGUGCCCUUAGUAUCUCUUUCUAUCCAAAAGUCCUCUUAUAAGGACACUAGUCAGAUGGGAUUAGCAGUCACCCUAAUUGCCCAGUUUUACCUUCAUCACAUCUUUAAAGACCCAGCUGCAAAUACAGUCAUAUUCUGUGGUCCUGGGGGUUAGGGCUUUAACAUACAACCAGAGAGGACACAGUUCAGCUUAUGACAGCUUGGCAACAACCUGGACUCAAGCCCAUUUUGGACUUUGAGCAAUAAAGGAUGGUUGACAAGCAGAGAUGAUCUAGAUGUCAGACUUUUUUGGGCCUCCAAAGAAAAGUUACUCAUCUGUCGGGUGGGAGGAGCACUUACAUCAUAUACUAGUUUUUUGUCCUGGACUUGGGGCAGCCUGUUUCCCUUCCCUAGAUGACAUCUGUCCUUCUUUCGCAGUUCUUCAGACCUAGUCCUUGGAAUGGAUGCCUUCACCCUGCGUAUUCUGUAUCUUUCACCCAUAUUUACUGCCUUCUUACACUCAUUACUUGUUAUGCCACUGUUUGUGAGUCUCUGAAAUGAGAUGUUCUUGGGGUGAAGAGAAACAACUUAAGUAAAAGGAGGACAGUGGCAGUGGCUGGCUACAGAGAUCCCCUACAGGGCCUCUAAGUGUCUGCUGUUUGGCAGCUAGUCUCUGAGACAGCUCUCAGUCAUUGCUACCUCUUGGUGUUCACACUGAAUAAGGUUGAGCUGAGAUGCAUCAUGGUUUCCAUCUUGUUCUCUUGGAUCCCUUACUCUGUGGGAAGCGACUUCCACACGAAGACGUUCAAGCAGCCCUAUGUAAAGGUGCAUGUAAUAAGGAGCCAAGGCCUCCUGCCAACAGCCAGGUUAGUAUGCCAUGUUGGAAGUCAGUCUUCCAGCCCCAGCUGAGUCUUCAGAUGACCUGGCUAAUAUCUUGACUGCAACCUUCAUGAAAGAGCCUGAGCCAGACCACUAAGCAAAGAUGCUCCUGAAUUUCAAACACCCACAAAUUAUGGGAUAAUCAGUGUUUAUUGUUUAAAGACAGUAGGUUUUAGGAUAAUUUGUAUCCAGCAGCCAGUAGCUCACACCCUCUUCUUGUCCAGGGAAGAAGGGAAAGAGGAGUAAAGAAUUUGUUGAGCUUCACAGAGACCUAGUCUUUUCUUGAAAAGUGUAUCAGAUGAAGUUCUUUGAAAACAAAGGAAACCAACUAUGCUAAUUUAAGUUUAUGGGAGUUUUAAGUUUGUGGGAGAAUCACAGAGUCUGUGGGAAAGCCAAAGACCCAGGUCUGGAAAAGACAGGACCUGAGGAGCUUUGAGUGUGCAGGCAGCAGGAAUUAACAGCCAGUCUUCAGUGGAGACACUGGAACUCCAUCUGUGCUUUGUUUGUUUCUCUGUUUAUAUUUUCCCCUUCAGUUUUGGAUACAGCUCAAGAUUCUGAUUCUAGGAAGAGUGUGUCGUCUUGGGCUAAUUGAGGUCAUGUUGCUGUUCCUUAGCCAGGAAUAGAUGGUUCCUUCAGCAUGACAUCCAAUGAAGAAAAGUUGUUCCCAAGGAAAACAGUGAUUUUUUUCC
Messenger RNA from Phyllostomus discolor (pale spear-nosed bat), 3787 nucleotides. RefSeq names its product glutamyl-tRNA synthetase 2, mitochondrial (gene EARS2). The transcript is spliced from 9 exons. Gene Ontology annotation, biological process: glutamyl-tRNA aminoacylation. Gene Ontology annotation, molecular function: zinc ion binding; tRNA binding; ATP binding. Lineage: Eukaryota; Metazoa; Chordata; Mammalia; Chiroptera; Phyllostomidae. The coding region runs from base 196 to 1767 and encodes 523 amino acids. The record is from RefSeq and is a predicted model, not a curated record.